Candoia aspera is the source of this 2431-nucleotide messenger RNA. RefSeq names its product plasminogen activator, tissue type (gene PLAT). Gene Ontology annotation, cellular component: extracellular region. Gene Ontology annotation, biological process: plasminogen activation; platelet-derived growth factor receptor signaling pathway; smooth muscle cell migration. The coding region runs from base 79 to 1734 and encodes 551 amino acids. The transcript is spliced from 14 exons. The record is from RefSeq and is a predicted model, not a curated record. Gene Ontology annotation, molecular function: serine-type endopeptidase activity. NCBI's taxonomy places the organism in Eukaryota, Metazoa, Chordata, Lepidosauria, Squamata, Candoiidae.
AGCAUCUCCCGCGGCGGCUUGACCGAGGCAUCACCGGCGGAAGGGCAGGCCUUUGCUGGCUUGCUGAAAGGGAAUAAAAUGCGGCAGACAUUUCUCUUCCUUUUGCUGGUGGGAGCAAUCACCACGCUUCAGGUCAAGGAACUUCCUGUACGCCUUAUACGAAGCGGCCGGGAAGGUCAGCUAAGAGUCAGAUGCAGAGACCCAUCCACCCAGCAGACCUACCGUCAAAAGGAGAGUUGGGUCCGCCAAGCCAAAGAACGAAUGGAAUAUUGUCGGUGUGAAAACAAUGGCAUCUUCUGCCAUGUAGUGCCUGUCAGAGCCUGCAUAAGGCCACUUUGCUUCAACGGGGGCCGCUGCCAGCAAGCCUUGUACUCGCCCAACUUCUUCAUUUGCUUCUGCCCUCCAGGCUUCUCGGGGAAGUACUGUGAAAUUGAUAGCAGAGCUGUAUGUUACCAGGAUAUUGGGGACACGUACAGGGGGACGUGGAGCACAACAGAGAGCGGUGCUGAGUGUGUGAACUGGAAGAUCAGCACCUUGGCCUCUAAGCAGUUCCAUGCAGGUCGUCCAGAUGCCUUGAAGUUGGGCCUUGGUGACCACAACUAUUGCCGAAAUCCAGAUAAGGAUUCCAAACCCUGGUGCCACGUUCUAAAAAAAAAUACCUAUGUCUGGGAAUACUGUAGCAUCACAUCCUGCGCUAACAGAAAACAUUCAUGUGUUCUGGGAAGGGGCACUGAUUACCGGGGCAGCCAUCACCAAACGGCAUCUGGAGUGACUUGUCUGAGAUGGGACUCCCACAUCCUUGCCAAGAAAGUUUACAAUGCCUUCCAUCCUGACGCCCGUCAUCUAGGACUCAGCAGCCACAACUAUUGCAGGAAUCCUGACAAUGACACUCGGCCAUGGUGCCACACAUUCAAGGAUGGUGUGACAAAAUGGGAGUACUGUGACGUGCCAGCCUGCUCCACUUGUGGACUGAGGAAGCACAAAGUGGCUGAGAUCCAGAUCAAAGGGGGCGUAUAUUCAUAUAUUGAGUCCCACCCAUGGCAGGCGGGCAUUUUUGUGAAGUUCCGAGGUGCAGAUGGCUACCACUGUGGUGGGAUCCUCAUCAGUUCCUGCUGGGUCCUCUCAGCUGCUCACUGCUUUACAGAGAGGAUUGACCCCGGCCGCCUCAAAGUUGUCUUGGGCCGGACGUUCCGCGUGAUCCCAUCAGACACUGAACAGGUCUUCCAAGUGGAGAGGUACAUUGUGCAUGAGAAGUUUGACCCCAGGACUUUUGAUCACGAUAUCGCCCUGCUGAAGUUGAAAGCCUUUUCCGAAAACUGUGCCAUGGAAACGGACAGCGUCCGCUCCGUUUGUCUCCCGGAGGCUGGACUCCAGCUGCCCGACUGGACGGAAUGCGAGGUGUCCGGCUAUGGCAAGCACGAAACAUCUUCUCCUUUCUUCUCAGAACGCCUGAAGGAAGGACACGUGAGGCUCUAUCCAGACAGCCAAUGCACACCUGCACGACUUUCGAAUAGGACAGUCACCAAGAACAUGUUGUGUGCAGGAGACACCCGACAACUUGAUGACGCCUGCAAGGGCGACUCUGGAGGCCCACUGGUUUGUCUGAGCGAUGGCCGCAUGAAGCUAAUCGGGGUCAUCAGCUGGGGCGUGGGCUGCGGCAAGAAAAACACGCCAGGCGUUUACACGAGGGUGGUUCCCUACCUGAACUGGAUUCAGGAGAACACGCGUAACUGAGUUUUUUCAGCUGUGCUCCAGGACCUCCUUGCAUCAGGGAAACGCACCCUGGAGACUGGAGCAGGAAGCUGGUGUUACACGUGGGGAGGACGUACGCUUUGUGCGGCACCUUUCUCCUGUAACACUGAGUUCAAGGCCUGUUCGUCUGGUGCUUAGGAACUGGACUAAAACGAUGUUAUCAUUUUUUUCAAAAAGCAUUUCUGUGCUUACCCAAGACCAGACGCUUAUUUGUUACAACAAUGGUGACGUGUGAGAAUUGCCUGUGCCUCCAGUUAUCUUGAAAAGUCCUGCUUUGGGAGAGUCUGUGUGGAAGGGCCCUGUGCUGGUCUUGGGGUUCCUGGAAUAUGCCUGCCCUAGUUGUUGUUGCUGUUGUUUUUAAUCUGCUCCCUAUAAAUCAAGGGAAGCAAUUCAAGGUCUUUUCUACAAAACUGAAGAAAUCCUAGGGGGAAAACCAAACCAUGGAAUUAAUUGCUAGGAAGGUUUUUUUAAAAGCAGGAAUCACUAAUCACUUUGGGCACCUCUCUCUCGGUAAAGCUUCAGAAAUUAUUUUUAUACUGGGUAGAUGCUUAACAUUUUCUGUAUAAAAUCAAAACCUCAUUUCCUGAUGUGCAGAAUGACAGAGGUGUCUUCUGCUCCUCAAGAAGACAAUUGGGUAUUGCCUCUUGUAUGUUUUAAUGCAUUAAACUAUUUUAAUUUA